AUGAGAAUUUUAGGGCAUUAAAAUAGUGCUGGUUGGAUUAGGUCCGAUAAACCUCUAUAAACCCCCCAAAAGCCAUCCAUUUUUCGCUGAAGUUGUGAAUCGAUGGCAUUUGCCUCUUCUCUUCGCCGCGUUCUCAAGCCUUCGUCGAUUCUUCAAUCACACUUCACUUCGAUUCGUUCAAAUUCAACCCUCACCUCUCCAAAGCUCUUCGUUAGCGGCCUCUCAAGGUUAACAACAGAUGAAAAGCUUAGAGAAGCAUUUUCGGCGUUUGGUCAACUUCUUGAAGCAAAAGUUGUCGUAGAUAGAGCCUCAGGAAGAUCGAAAGGGUUUGCUUUUGUUACGUAUGCAUCCAUAGAAGACGCUGAGCAGGCGAGAAAGGACAUGAAUGCCAAGUUUUUGGAUGGGUGGGUUAUUUUUGUUGAUCCUGCCAAACCAAGAGAACCAAGACCUCCACCUCAACCCGAGUCACAACCUUCUGAAACGGGUUUCAGAGUGAACAAGACCAUCGGUUGGUGUGGUUAAUUGCUGAAAAGUUUUUGCUCGUGUCGUUGUGCUAAGAGUCAUUUAAUGAAAUUAGCCAUGAGUGGUUUUGUUUCAAAUCCAUCUUGAAUUGGUGUUCUUGGACGGACAUUUCUGGAUUUAUAAGUGAAGAGGAAAAUUAAUUAAACCAUUGUUUUGGGUACCAUAUGAUUUUGAACUUAUACUAUUGCUAUGCUAAAUCCUUUGGUUGUUGUAGAAUGGAACUUGUUACGGAAAAUAUUUUCUAUGGAAUAUUUUUUUUUUGGGUA
Molecule: messenger RNA, 788 nt
Organism: Camellia sinensis
Lineage: Eukaryota; Viridiplantae; Streptophyta; Magnoliopsida; Ericales; Theaceae
Source: RefSeq, a predicted model, not a curated record